This is a messenger RNA of Prunus avium (sweet cherry), 1911 nucleotides long. The record is from RefSeq and is a predicted model, not a curated record. NCBI's taxonomy places the organism in Eukaryota, Viridiplantae, Streptophyta, Magnoliopsida, Rosales, Rosaceae.
AUGAGAGCAUUUUUCAGAGCGGACUCAAUAGUGAGGCUUCAAAGUAUGAUUCGCCUAGGGCUUAUCUGGGGUCGUUGCAACAUCCUUCCCUGCCAAUGCAUUGAUUCAGUGAGAAGGUGGCUUGGAAACCACUUCUACUUUUCCACGGCUACUACACUGAUCCGAGGUCUGGUAUUCAGCCACAGCUACGUAAACAAUGCGUUAGUGUCUAUCUUAAUGACGUACCUCACUGAGAAUUGGCGUACUAGCAAUUUUGCAAUGGCUGCUCUAGUUACAAAUGUCCAAGAAGGCGUAUCAGACAUCAUGGUGAUUCUUCUUGCUCGUAUAUCAGAGACGCACAUGACUCGUUUUAAAAUGAUUGUCUCCACAAAUGCUGCUUAUUUUGCAGGGUUGCUUCUAUUGUGGAUUUGUUCUAAGUUUGUGAGCGCACAAACUGAGGCUAAGGUAUACUAUGGAGCAGCGGUACUGAUAGGAAUAGGAGAAGCUGGUCAAUCGGCUACCUUGAAGGAAUUUCUUGACGAUCAAUAUUUCAGUGAACAGAAAGAAAGACCGUCCACAGAUGAAAAUUAUUUAAAACGACUGGAAACUCGUAAAGAAGCUUUGUGGCGCCAUCCCUGGUUUUUAGGUGCAUUGCUAGCUGUUUUCCUUCCAACUCCGUCCUGGACAAGUACGUUCAUGGUUUCAACAAUUUUAUUGGGAGUCUCUUAUUUGCUGUUCUUGCUUGGCUACUCCUGUUACUUCUUAAGUAGUAGAAUUCACAAAUCUACUUGGAAAUCUCGUCUGUACUAUCUUAAAAAAUUAUCCCUUGUCUAUCCAGUACAAGAACAAGAACAAGAACAAAAAGGAGGAGAGAUUUGCAUAGUCACAAGAAGAGUGACCUUGUCCUCCUCGUGUCCACCAAAAGAAGCACAAAGAAAAAAGUUUUGGCCACUCAUAGAACUGAAGGGGGGAAAGGGGUUUUUGAUAGAAGUGAUAGCUAUGUGGUCGGCCUUCUUCGCAUACAGUUUGGUGGAGGCAACAGGGAGCACCUUAUUUUUUGAACAAAUGAGUAGUUUGGAUACAGAUAGUGGCAUUGGGUCAGUGAUGGACGUGGCAGUAUUUUUAACACUAGUUAGCGGCUUCUCAAGUUUCUUAGUCUCAUUUAUCUACAACUUAGUGAUUCCAAAGCACUGGAGAAAGGCUACACUGGUAAGAAUUGGCUGCGGAUUGGCAUGUUCUGUGCUAUGUUGUGUUGCAGCUUGGCAGGUUGAGGGAAAGAGGUUGAAGUUAGUUAGCCGUAAGAGACGCGAACAUGGCACGUCUAAGACGAUUCCUAUGAGCGUUGCGUGGUUAGUUCCACAGUUCCUCCUGUUGGGACUGAUGGAAGGGCUAGCCCUAAAUGGAUUGACUGAGUUCCUUGCUGAUCGAAUUGCUAAUAAUGAUAGGCUAAGGGCGAGGUACUAUUAUGCAUCCCACAUCUCUGAGCUCAUCCUUGGUGUUGGAAAAUUAGUUACAGCUUCUAGCAUUUUAGUGUUCAGGCGAAGUUGGUUCCAUCCCAACAUAAAUGGGAGUCGCCUGGAUCGUUUUCUCGAGCUAUUAACUUACCUAAGUCUUGCUAACCUAAUUUAUUACAUGUUUAUCUCCGUAUUCUUUUAUCGCAACGAGAAAUCACGAAAAUCUGCUAACAAAGGAAACAAACAAAGUAGUCUGUUGGAACAAGUAGAGCAGGGGAUUCAUGCUGCUGAGAAGGAGGGUGACGUUGUGGAGGCCCCAGUCCCCGUAUGUGGUGCGGACUUGGAAAACGAACAAACCGCAGAGGAACAAGUAGAGCAGGAGAUCGAUGAUGAUGAUGAGGUGUGGACUUCUGAAACAACCAAAGAGAUCAAGAAGUGGAGUUACAAAAACAGUCAUUGUUGCUGUUGGAGAGCAUAG